This is a messenger RNA of Arctia plantaginis, 1281 nucleotides long. The record is from the annotation of a GenBank genome assembly. NCBI's taxonomy places the organism in Eukaryota, Metazoa, Arthropoda, Insecta, Lepidoptera, Erebidae.
AUGCUGGCCGACAAUGAAACACACUACUCUAGUGGAUCGAAUGGCACAUACAAUUUCUUCUUCGAAGAUCCAAGGUUUAUCUCCAUCCUUAAACAUAGAGGUACGAAUCAUACUACAAAUAUAGGCGACGCCAUCAAAGUUUUAGAAGACUGGCGAAGUAAAUAUAAUAUAACAGUCGUCAAAGAAUGUGAAAGAUCGGAAUAUUGUAUUGGAGAAUUUCGUGAUUUGAUUCUUGCGUAUAAUAGUAUACAUGGAUACGUCAGUCUAUUGGUUUGCCUAUUCGGUAGUUUAGCCAACGCCCUGAAUGUAGCCGUCCUAACUCGUCGUGAUCUCUCGGUCACUCCUAUCAACCGUCUGCUUAAGUGGUUAGCAGUAGCAGAUGUGUUCGUCAUGUUAGAAUAUGUCCCCUUCGCGAUCUACAGUUAUUUGCUAUUUCCGGGGCAAGGAGAGCGUCCGCACUCGUGGGCAGUCUACAUGCUGUUCCACAUGCAUUUUACGCAGAUACUCCACACCGCUUCAAUACUGCUCACACUGUCGCUCGCUGUCUGGCGCUACAUAGCUAUCAAGUACCCUACUUAUAGCCCAGCCCUUUGCACAGAUAGAAGAUGUACCAUAGCCAUAUUGCUCAGCUUUAUCCUGCCACCUAUACUAUGUAUACCAUCGUACUUUGUUUUCACUAUACACAAAGACUUCAGCUACGAUAAGGACGAAAAUGUUCUCUCAAAAGUAUAUUUCGUGGAUUCCAAUUAUAAUGGGAGUUUAUACCAACUAAACUUUUGGGUGCAUGCAGUGUUGAUUAAACUGUUGCCCUGUGUCAUAUUGACAGUGAUCAGCGCUUGGUUGAUCAGAGCACUGUACAGGGCGAAUAAUAGAAAGAAGGCACUAAAGGGUUACAGUUCAUGUCUGCCAUCGACAGUAGUCAACGGUAAAGGCAACGUGUUCACGCGAAAACCAACCAAACGGUCCAAAGCGGAGCGCCGAACAGACAGAACAACUAAAAUGUUGGUCGCUGUGCUCCUGCUAUUUCUGUUGACAGAGUUCCCUCAAGGCAUACUAGGGCUCCUGAGUGGCGUUCUGGGAAAAUGCUUCUUCAAACAAUGUUACAAUUUAUUUGGUGAACUGAUGGAUGCCUUGGCGCUUCUUAAUGGUGCCAUCAACUUUGUUUUAUAUUGCUCCAUGUCACGUCAAUUCCGGACAACCUUCGGUCAGAUGAUCAGAAACCGUUGUGCGCCCACACAGCGCGCUAGCUCGCAUACCGAACUGCAGACAACGUAUGUAUAA